This is a messenger RNA of Lucilia cuprina (Australian sheep blowfly), 1122 nucleotides long. RefSeq names its product mpv17-like protein 2. Bases 277 to 1098 code for a protein of 273 amino acids. The record is from RefSeq and is a predicted model, not a curated record. Gene Ontology annotation, cellular component: cytoplasm; membrane. The transcript has a single exon. Gene Ontology annotation, biological process: mitochondrial ribosome assembly. NCBI's taxonomy places the organism in Eukaryota, Metazoa, Arthropoda, Insecta, Diptera, Calliphoridae.
AUUAUGUUUUUGUACUCGAAAACAAAUUUUAAUAAUUUCAUAACACAAAAAUUUACAAUUAACAAAACGCCUUAUCGCCUGUGGCCUUAAUUGUGGUUGACCAUCAAUGCAAGUAAGGUAAAAAAUAAAGGGUGGCAAUAUUCUCAUGAGCAAAAACAAAGUGGUCAGGUGUAAAUAAUGUCUGUGGUUAGAAGUAAAGGAACGUACAAAUUUAGCGUUAAGUUAUUAAAAUAAAAAAAAUUAAAGUGAAUUUAUAAUUAAUUAAAAACAAAAAUAAUGUUUGCUAUAAGUAAAGCUACAAAUUACACAACUUUAAUAUUGCGUCAAACGACAAUUUCCAGAAGUUAUUGUCAAUUUCACCACAAAACAACGAAAAGUAUAAGAAAACAGCUGGCUGAAAAUUCCUCCCUAUUUAAAGCAACAACAACAACAACAAUAAACCCCAUAAAAAUAUCAUCCCCAAAAAAUGUUCAGUUACAAAUCUAUAGAAUCAAACACAACUGUAGCAAUAAUAAUAUAAAAAAUCCAAUUACCAAAGAAACAAAAUUUAUAGCAAUACGCAGAUUAUGGAAGAAUAUCUUUGGAAAAUACUUACUAAUGACCAAUAUUAUAGGUUCCGGUGUUCUAAUGGUUUUUGGUGAUGUUAUGGCCCAAGAGAUUGAAUUUAGACGUGGCCUACCAAAUGCACAACGUUAUGAUUGGCAGCGUAUAGGACGUAUGUUUAUAGUGGGUGCCUUGCAAGGACCUCUACAUCAUUACGUUUACAAUUGGAUGGAUAAAGUGAUGCCGGUGGCAAAUUUUAAAAAUGUUAUGAAAAAAAUCUUAAUAGAUGAAUUAAUAAUGUCUCCGGCUUGUAUAUUUAUAUUUUUCUAUUCGGCUUGUUUCCUAGAACGCAAAACCUUUAAGGAAACCAACGAUGAACUUAAGGAGAAAUUUCUUUUUAUCUAUCUUAUAGAUUGGAUGCUAUGGCCUGGUGCUCAGUAUCUUAAUUUCCGUUAUUUAGAAACGAAAUAUCGUGUUACAUUUGUUAAUGUAUGUACGGCUUUGUAUAAUAUUUUUAUGUCCUAUGUAAAGCAUGAUUACAAUGUACAAGUGUAAUGGCUAUUAAAAAUAUGAAAAUAA